AUGGGUGCUGAAGAUGCGAAUAUGUUGGUGGCCGUCGAAUUCGAGGUCUUCGGCCAGGUUCAAGGUUGUUUCUUCACUAAAUAUUGCAAAGAAUUAGCCGAGGAGCUCGGUAUCUGCGGCUGGAUUAAGAACACGAAGAAUGGGACAAUCGUUGGGAAGAUACAAGGCACAAAACUACAUGUGGACCAAAUGAUCCACUGGUUAAGCAACACAGGUUCUCCUGGCUGCAAGAUUCAGAAAUGCGAUCUCAACAACUGGCAAUAUUUGUCGAGGCUCGAUUACAACAACUUCAGUAUACGUUUCUGA
This is a messenger RNA of Danaus chrysippus (African queen), 306 nucleotides long. The record is from the annotation of a GenBank genome assembly. NCBI's taxonomy places the organism in Eukaryota, Metazoa, Arthropoda, Insecta, Lepidoptera, Nymphalidae.